Messenger RNA from Apis laboriosa (Himalayan honeybee), 1283 nucleotides. RefSeq names its product eukaryotic translation initiation factor 2 subunit 2 (gene eIF2beta). Lineage: Eukaryota; Metazoa; Arthropoda; Insecta; Hymenoptera; Apidae. Gene Ontology annotation, biological process: formation of translation preinitiation complex; formation of cytoplasmic translation initiation complex; translational initiation. Gene Ontology annotation, molecular function: translation initiation factor activity; translation initiation factor binding; mRNA binding. Bases 135 to 1082 code for a protein of 315 amino acids. Gene Ontology annotation, cellular component: eukaryotic translation initiation factor 2 complex. The transcript has 6 exons. The record is from RefSeq and is a predicted model, not a curated record.
CAAGACGUGAAUGCACUGUAUAGACAGUACGAAAGUAUCGAGACUCGCGUGAUAAAGAUGCUAAUAUAUAUUUGAAAGCUAAGCAAAUUAAUAAGAUAAUUGGAGACACCAAAGUAUUUAAAACAAUUUUCAAAAUGACUGAAGAAGAUUCGGUAUUUGAUCCUACUUUGAAAAAGAAAAAGAAGAAAAAGAAAACUACUUUUGAUCUUGAUGCAGCAUUUAAUGAAAGUGGUAGUACUGGAGAUGUCUUAGAAAAUACUGAUAAAGAAAAUCAAGAACCUGAACCUUCUGCACCAGCUGAAGAUGACGAAGCAUUGGAUUUAGAAAAUUUUGGAAGGAAGAAAAAGAAGAAGAAAAAAGCAUUUAAUUUAGAUGAACUUGAUGCAGCUUUGCCUGAUGCAAAGAAAGAGGAUAUUGUUGAACAACAAACAGAAGAAGUUAUUGUGGAUGACACUUUUGACUUAGAUAUGGACUUCUCAAAAACUAAAAAGAAAAAAAAGAAAAAGAAAGAUCUUGAUGAAUUAGUAGCUGAAGAAGAACGUAAGGAAAUUGAAGAUAAAGAAAAUGAAGAAACAAGUUGGGUUGGAUCAGACAGAGAUUAUACUUAUGACGAAUUAUUGGUAAGAGUAUUUAAUAUUAUGAGAGAAAAAAAUCCAGACAUGGUUGCUGGUAAAAAACAGAAGUUCGUCAUGCGUCCUCCGCAAGUAGUACGUAUAGGCACUAAGAAAACAUCUUUUGCUAACUUUACAGAGAUAUGCAAAACUCUUCAUAGGCAACCAAAACAUUUACUCGACUUUUUACUCGCUGAAUUAGGAACUAGUGGUUCUGUUGAUGGAAAUAGUCAACUUAUCAUUAAGGGUCGUUUUCAACAGAAACAAAUAGAAAAUGUUCUUAGGAGAUACAUUAAAGAAUAUGUUACCUGCCACACUUGUCGUUCUCCAGACACCAUUCUUCAAAAAGAUACCCGACUAUUUUUCUUACAAUGUGAAACUUGUGGUUCAAGAUGUUCAGUAGCUAGUAUAAAAUCUGGUUUUCAGGCUGUUACAGGAAAACGUGCAGCUAUUCGAGCAAAAACUGCCUAAAAAAUUUGUCUUGUAUCACGUUUAUCAAUUUUGUAGCAUAAUUUUGAAAUUAUCUGAGAUUUCUUGUGUCAGAACGCAAUUUUUUACAAUAUCUAUUAUAAUGGUGUGCAAUUUGAACAUUAAUUUUUUUACUUAUAGCAAUUGAAAAUGAUCGAUUAAAAAAAAAAACAUUGUAAAAUUUAUUGCACAAUAUUUUUUAUU